AUGAAUGUUCUUGGCUGUAAGUGGGUUUACAAAACCAAACUAAAUGUUGAUGGUACAGUAAAGAGACAUAAAGCAAGGUUAGUUGCUAAGGGUUAUCAUCAAGUGGAUGGCAUUGAUUUUGAGGAGACUUUUAGUACUAUUGUUAAAGAUACUACCAUCAGAUGUGUUCUUAGUUUAGCUCUCUCAAACAAGUGGAAUAUGAGACAACUUGAUGCUAGCAAUGCUUUUCUACAUGGCCACUUGAAAGAGAAUGUUUAUAUGGAACAGCCUCCUGGAUAUUUUGAUCCAGAACACCCUACACAUAAUUCUGAGAGAAUGAUUAUGUUAGUUUAUAUGGAUGCCAUUAUUCUUGUGGGGACUUCUGACUCUCUCCUUACAUCCUUUAUCACUUAUUUUAAGUCUGAGUUUGCCAUGAAAGAUCUUGGAUCCUUACAUUAUUUCUUAGGCAUUGAAGCUAAUUUUGAUCUCUCUGCAAAUAAGGUACGUCUUACUCAGAACAAGUAUUCCGUGGAUCUUCUCAUAAAACAUGAAAUGUUGGGUUGUAAACCAUGUAGAACUCCAGUAGCUUAUGGUCCAAGGGUUUCUUCUUAUGAUGGUGAACUUCUGAAAGAUGCAGCUUCUUAUAGAAGCUUAGUGGGUGGAAUUCAAUAUUUGACUCUUACCAGACCUGAUAUCAGCUUUGCAGUGAACUAUGUUAGUCAGUUCAUGCACAGUCCUACUGAUAUUCAUCUGCAUCUUGCUAAACGUAUUCUUAAAUACAAUAAAGGCUCUCUCGGACAAGGUAUUAUUCUUGGAAGUGGUACUUGCUCAGAACUUAUUGCCUAUUGUGAUAGUGACUGGGCCGAUUGUCUUGAUACACGCAAAUACACUUCAGGAUAUUGUAUUUUUGUGGGUGGUCUAGUUUCCUGGUCGUCCAAGAAGCAACACACUAUUUCUCGCUUCUCAACAGAAGUUGAAUACAGAGGACUUGCAAAUGCAGCAGCUAAAGUUUUGUGGCUUUCCUACUUAUUUGAAGAAUUAUCUGUCUACUUAUCUCUUCUAUGUCGAGUAUACUGUGACAAUCUUGGUAUUGGAAGUUUAACUGAAAAUCCUAUUUUCCAUGCUCGCACUAAGCACAUUAAAGUAGAUUAUCAUAUGAUACGUGAUCUAGUUACUUCUGGGUUUCUGAAGGUCUCUUACAUUCACACUCUUAGUCAAAUAGCUGAUUUGUUCACAAAAGGAUUGUCCAAGUCUCAGUUUGAUAUGCUGAAGGACAAACUAAUGCAUGUUGUACAUGCAUCCGUUAGAGGGGGGGUGUUAGACUAA
Messenger RNA from Papaver somniferum (opium poppy), 1305 nucleotides. RefSeq lists its product as uncharacterized. The transcript has 2 exons. Bases 1 to 1305 code for a protein of 434 amino acids. NCBI's taxonomy places the organism in Eukaryota, Viridiplantae, Streptophyta, Magnoliopsida, Ranunculales, Papaveraceae. The record is from RefSeq and is a predicted model, not a curated record.